This is a messenger RNA of Acipenser ruthenus (sterlet), 1578 nucleotides long. RefSeq names its product armadillo repeat containing 1, like (gene armc1l). The record is from RefSeq and is a predicted model, not a curated record. Gene Ontology annotation, molecular function: protein binding; metal ion binding. Lineage: Eukaryota; Metazoa; Chordata; Actinopteri; Acipenseriformes; Acipenseridae. Bases 369 to 1187 code for a protein of 272 amino acids. The transcript is spliced from 8 exons.
AGAAACAUCGAGAUUCAUAAUAUAUCGUACAGAAAGUUAGUAGCUGAGAAUGGUUAUCAUCAGACAUUCAUUAAAUGUCAUAAGUAUCAAAUAGUAAUUACAUUGCGGGUACCCGGCAUACCUUGGUUCAAUUUACAAAAAAAAUGGGUGAUAGAUGAAUCGAUACCGCCGGCCUCCAGUGAAACUCCGAGUGGUAUCAUUCAUCAGUAAUUUACCAGCACAACAAAAGGCAAGGAUACACACAGAGAAAAACGAAGGCCUGCACGCCUGGUGUUUUUGUGCUCCCGUCAUCGUCGACACCACCACCACCACCAUCAUCAUCAUCAUCAUCAUCAGAGUAAGAGUUUUUUUUACAGAUAGGCUUAAAGAUGAUGGACGCAUUGUCUGUCGUGACCCAGCUGAGAGAUUUGGCUUCAGAACCCCAAAAUAGAGAAGCUAUUGUUCAGGAUCAAGGGUGCCUUCCUGGUUUGGUUUUGUUCUUGGACCAUCAAGAUUCACAAGUGCUGUUCUCUACAUUACAGGCUCUUCGGUAUCUAGCAGAAUGUCCUUCAAACAUAGAGAUAAUGAAACAUGAGCUUGGAAUGAUGGUGAGCUUGGAGCACCUAAUGGACCAGGGUGAAAUCAAUGAAGAAAUCAGUGUGUUAGCAAAGGAUGUGUACGAUGUAUUAAAUUCCCCUGUUAACAACGUAGCUGUCGGGACUCCAGAGGCACCCAGAAGAAAAGCAAAAUCACAGUUUUUUAUUAACAGUUCAAACAAGAAGGCUAAAUCUGUUACCCUUCACAUCCAAGGAUUGGAUAACACAGAUAAUAGAGGUCUUUGUGAAGAAGCUUUGUUGAAAGUUAAGGGAGUAAUCAGCUUUACAUUCCAAAUGGCUCUCAAGAGAUGUACUGUGCGGAUUCGUUCUGAUCUGGCAACAGAGUCACUGGCAUCGGCUAUCGCAGCUACUAAAGUUUUGAAGGCACAACAGGUUGUGAAAAAUGAAACUGGAGAAGAGGUCUUAAUUCCACUCAACACUACAGACACAGCAGUUCAGGAAAAUUCCAAUUUACCAGAUUAUCUGCCUGAAGAUGAGAGUCCAGAAAAAGAGGUUGGCAAAGCAGUUUCACGAACUGGAGCAAAGCAGGAUGCCAAUGGAAGUUGGCUGAAUGCUGCUGCAAGCUUCCUUACCAAAACAUUUUAUUGGUGAAAUACGACAUGAACUUUCUUGUUUUUUUAUAUGAAAGGAUUACUAAGGAUUAUAGAAAGAUAGUCUUGCCCAGCACCUGAUUAUAUUUUAUGUGAAUAUUAACCACUUUCUUUUAUGAAGCUAUUUGCCAUUACAGUAUGGUGUGCUUAAAUACAGUAGAUUUACAAAACAGGAUUCUCUGAGGAAAGUCUGCUAAUUAUUCAGCAUGCUUGUCAAAGCUUUUUUCUUGGGAGGGAUGGGCAUUUUCUCAUCUUUGUCCCUUUUAAAAAUGUUUUUUUUUGUGGGAGUUCAUGCUGUAAUUUCAUUUCAUUAGGUUAUUUCAGUAGAUUGUACAAUGGAAAUUAAAAAAAAAAAAAAAAAAAAAAAAAGUUUCUUAUUUCAUCCUUUCUGU